UUACAUUAUUGUUUUUACAAUUUCUCUGGUAGUGUUUUCCUUUGCUGGCUUCUAUCUGGUGUCCUUUAUAAUGUUAUCUUAAUUGCCAUCAGGACCUGCCUGUUUUUCAGCACCUGAUACUUUUUGAUAAACAGCCUUCACAUCUGUAUGUGUCCUUGCAUUAUAAAACACGGAUUUCUUAGUGAAAAACAAUUUAUUUUAAACACAGUGCAGGAAAUGUUUUGCUUAACAUUGUUUGAAUGGGCUUUCUGAAGUCAAUGGCUGGAACUGACACUUUGCUUCUUUCUUCCAGUGAAGUUGGUGUGGUAGAACACUGCUGUUUGUUGAGUGCCAGCUCUGCCAUCCCCCAACAGGGAUGAACUCUGAGUAUGUAGAGAAAAAUAAAUCUUGGUAGCUCUCUUGGACUGAAAACCAGCAUUGGUAGAUCCAGACUUGUGCAAGUUCAUUUCACUUAGUGAAAGACUAGGUCUUAGGUUAAAUUAGAGUCUUCUUUGAGCAAGUUGUGAAAAGUUACUGCAUUGUCCUUGAGACAGACAGACAGACAUUGUCCUCAUCUGCAAAGGGGUGGUGUCAGAUGUGUUAUCCUGCAGGGUAGUGUCCCUGCAGCUGGCACACAGGGAAUUUUAUUGUCCUGGGGCCACAGAACACCAGUUACAUGUCUUGGUGCACAGCGAUAUUUGCAGAGGUGUUGAGGUGUUGACCUGCCAUAUGCUGUUAAUUUAAAAUAAGGCAGUGUCCUGUUCAUUUUGGAGGAUAAACGUCACAGAGGAACACAUGCUUGGUGGGGAAUGAUUUGAAGGUGUGAUGUUCUAUGUAAAGUAAAUAGUCAAAUGGUUUGCAUCUUGGACUUUAAAACUGGGCAUGGUAGGGGGAUUUUUGCUGUUGGCUUCAGUGUGGGAAUGGUUGUGAUAAAGCUGACUAAUGAUGAAAUCCCCACUUGUAAAGCCCUGACACUGGGGCUCUGGGUAUGGAAGAAAAAACAGCAUUUUUAGGAGGUAGUGCUGUUCAUGCCCGUACUUUUCUCCAGCUGAAGGUGAAACUGGCAGUUCUAGAAAUGGAAAAGGUUUGUUCCUAAGAGUGGUCUCCAGGUAUCCUGCUGAGUGAGACCCCCAUGGGCAUGUGCCCAUCAGGAAAUGGCUUGUGUGUUGAGCUGCACUGCGAGCUGCCAUGGCAGAUUGCAUCCAGCUGGGAGCAGCUGCAGGAGAGCAGAGCUGGCCUGGGGCAUGAAGACUCCCCGUGCAGAGAGAAGAAAACUGCAGCUGAAUGAUGCUGAUGUAUGAAUGGCAGGACUAAGGAGAGGUGUGGUAGACCAGGGGCUGCUGGAAACAGGAGAAACCCUGAGCAGCUGCAGAGGAGUCUGCUGAUCCUGGGUGGCUGGACAGCACAGGGGCAAAGGAGACUUCUGCUAGCAGGAGUAUUUCUUGAACUCUUCAGUACAUCACAGAAGUGUUGUAUUUGGGGAUAUCCUGCUUAAGGCCACGGAGGAAAAUCUGCCAAAAAUGACUUGAGUUGGAGAGCUGCUGCUUUAUCCACAGGGCCAGCUUCCAGUGUCCCAUCUGGAUGCACCGUGCACUAUGGUUCACAUCAAUGUGUUGAAAAAGUUCAUGUGUGUUCUUGUGGUGAUACUGAUAGCACUGACAGUUUGCCUCUGGAGAGAAACAAGAAGAAGCUACUAUGAUCCUUUGAAGACCAGCAGUGAUGAUUUUCAGGGGCACAGGAGUUUGGAGAAAUGGAACUUGGUUAAAUCACAAGGCCUUUUCCAUGAUGCAGCCAGUGAACUGGGGCAGGUAUCCAAAAUGUGGCUUGGUACCCAAAACAAAGUGAAAGGCAGCACCUCUGAAGCAGCUGAAAAGUCCAAGAAAGCAGCCUUUGGGAAGGUAUGGGAUAAGGACAGCUCAUCCAGAAAUCUCAUACCCAGGCUGCAGAAGGUCAGGAAAAACUACCUGGCCAUGAACAAGUACAACGUGAGCUACAACGGAAAGAGGAACGCUAAGCUCAGCCCAGAGAAGCUGCUGUGCCAGCUGCGGGACAGGGUCAAUGUGACCAUGAUACAGAGGUCAGAUGGUCCUUUUGGUACCUCUGAAUGGCAGCAAUACCUGCCAGGGAAAAGCCUCAGUGAAACAGUGGGACACUUGGGUCGCUGUGCUGUCGUGUCCUCAGCAGGGUCUCUGAAAUCAUCUCGCUUGGGACAAGAGAUAGACAGCCACGACGCCGUCUUGCGGUUCAAUGGGGCUCCUGUCAGGGGCUUCCAAGAUGAUGUGGGGCAAAAGACAACAAUUCGUCUUGUGAAUUCCCAGCUUGUAACUGUUGAAGAGCAGCAGUUCCUGAGGGAACCACUAUAUAACACUGGAAUCUUAAUUGUCUGGGAUCCAGCACCAUAUCAUGCAGAAAUUCAUGAGUGGUACAGAAAACCAGAUUACAACUUUUUUGAAAGCUAUAAGGCAUAUCGUAGAGCGCAUCCGGAGCAGCCCUUCUAUAUCCUGAAUCCCAAAAUGCAGUGGCAGCUCUGGGAUAUUCUGCAGGAGAAUUCCCUGGAGCAUAUUCAACCUAAUCCACCAUCAUCAGGAAUGCUUGGCAUCGUGCUCAUGAUGACGCUGUGUGACCAAGUGGACGUGUACGAAUUUCUCCCUUCCAAGCGGCAGACGGACAUUUGCCACUAUUACCAGAAGUUCCACGACCACGCCUGCACCAUGGGAGCUUACCACCCCCUCCUGUUUGAGAAGAACUUGGUGAAGCACAUGAACCAGGGCACAGAUGAGGACAUCUACACUCACGGCAAAGUCACCCUGCCUGGCUUCCGAAAAGUGCAUUGCUAGAUUGGUUUUACUGUGUUCAGUUUUCCUUGACUUUCAAAGCACUUUUUUAAUCAGGGUUGUCAGAUUUGUUAGGUCUAAGCACUGGUGUGUUUUGACAGCUCUUCCAUGAGCAAGGCUUGCUCUUAGGACUUUGUUGACCAGCUCUGAGCUGUAAGGCUCACUGUGGUACAGCCACCUGGCUGCAAUAAAUGGACUCCAGUGGAGCCAGGCUCUCGCAGCACGUGGAUACCUCUGGCUUCAUCUCAGCCAGUGAUGGUGUAGGGGAGGCACAGGAGAGGCUUUCUAAGCAGAGAUUGCACAAGUCAGGAUCAUACAAUGAACACAGUUUGGUUUGCUUCAAAGGCAUUGUGACAGCCAAAAACCUGGGCCAUUGGGAAACAUGAAAAACGUUUAGAAUUUGUUCCCAUAGUCAGGAGCUCUUCAGAGUAGGGCUAAUUUAUGGAAAUGCUGUCAAGCUGUGUAAUGAUAAGCUAAACUUCUAGUCCAAAAUAUUUGAUUUUAUAAACAGUCUGUGAACUUCCUUCCAAAUUGUAAGACUUCUGAAACCACUCAGGUGACAUUUUUGGCAAAGGAAGAGGAAAGCAAUUCAUAAUUUGGUGAAUCUUGCAAGACUUUCUAAUAUUUUUACUUUUUUUUUAAUAAUUUAAAAUAAAUUUUAGUAAUAAUUUCCUUUUCCAGUGCAGAAGAAUCCUUAUCAGGAAGGUUUUGGGAAGAUGCUCCAAGGCACAAAUGGGAGAACUCACUGGAAGUUGGUGCCUUUUUCCAGCUCUCUGCUGCUCUACCUUUGCAAUUGUUGAUGAAUUAUUUGCUGUACCCAUUAACACAAACAUUACAGAGUUGCUGCUAGAUGAGUUCCAGCCCUCUGCAAGCCAACAGAGGGGAUCUCUUGACUGCUGUGUGCUUUUCUGCAUAGGUGGGGGGAGCAGGUUUGCCAAUUCCAUGCUUCAUGAGUGAUGGGGAGGGAGAGCAUUCUCUGCUUCUCGUGCUGAAACACAGGCAGAGCUGGGAAGGGCAGCAUCUUCCUGCUCCAGGGACUCCUGUGGCAGCAUGCUGGGAGGGGUAGCUCUGCAAUCUCAGUGUGUUGGUGAGAACACCUUCCCUGUCUUCUGUACUCGUGUGUUCCAUGAGGUCUGGGAAGAAAUCUUUCUCCUGUUUUGAAUAAAUCCUGUGGAGUCACUGGCC
Messenger RNA from Cyanistes caeruleus (blue tit), 3998 nucleotides. RefSeq names its product ST6 beta-galactoside alpha-2,6-sialyltransferase 1 (gene ST6GAL1). Gene Ontology annotation, biological process: sialylation. Gene Ontology annotation, molecular function: beta-galactoside alpha-2,6-sialyltransferase activity. The record is from RefSeq and is a predicted model, not a curated record. Gene Ontology annotation, cellular component: Golgi apparatus. Lineage: Eukaryota; Metazoa; Chordata; Aves; Passeriformes; Paridae.